Molecule: messenger RNA, 3610 nt
Organism: Mugil cephalus (flathead mullet)
Lineage: Eukaryota; Metazoa; Chordata; Actinopteri; Mugiliformes; Mugilidae
Product: tripartite motif-containing protein 16-like
Exons: 1
Coding region: 213-1871 (552 amino acids)
Molecular function (GO): zinc ion binding; protein binding
Source: RefSeq, a predicted model, not a curated record
GGAAAGAAGGAAAAUGUUUACAGCUAACUCUAUUGAUUUGUACUGUUGUCUGUAGGAUGAAUACAACUCGAUUGUUUUAUGUUUUAAUAGUCAGAUUCAUUCAGGUCACUUCCGUGUAUGAGAGUCUGUUGACGCCUCUCGCAUUCCUCAAGAAUACAUUCUUAAACUGAAGUAUCCACACAAACUGCCAGUCACUGGCGCUGAGAGCAGAGAUGGCGCAGAAAAGGGUUGAACUGGAUGAAGGAAGCUUUUCUUGUUUCAUCUGUCUGGAUCUACAAAAGGAUCCAGUGACUAUUCCCUGUGGACACAGCUUCUGCAUGAGCUGUAUUAAAAGACACUUUGAUGUAGAGGACAAGAAGAAAAUCUACAGCUGUCCUGACUGUGCACAACUCUUCAAAGCGAGGCCUGUCCUGGUACAAAGCACCAUGUUAGCAGCUUUAGUGGGGCAGCUGAAGAAGACUGGACUCCAAGCUGCUGCUGCUAAUCACUGCUAUGCUGGACCUGAAGAUGUGGCCUGUGAUGUCUGUACUGGAAGAAAACUGAAAGCCUUCAAGUCCUGUUUAGUCUGUCUGGCAUCUUACUGUGAGAAACAUCUUCAGCCUCAUUAUGAUGCAGCUCCUUUAAAGAAACACAAGCUGGUGGAUCCCUCCAAGAAGCUCCAGGAGAACAUCUGCUCUCGUCAUGAUGAGGUGAUGAAGAUUUUCUGUCGUACUGAUCAGCAGAGUAUCUGUUAUCUCUGCUCUGUGGAGGAACAUAAAGGCCACGACACAGUCUCAGCUGCAGCAGAAAGGACUGAGAGGCAGAGAGAGGUGGAGGUGAGACGACAAAACAUCCAGCAGAUGAUCCAGGACAAAGAGAAAGAUGUGAAGCUGCUUCAACAGGAGCUGAAGGCCAUCGCUCACUCUGCUGAUAAAACAGUGAAGGACAGUCAGGAGAUCUUCACUGAGAUGAUCCGUCUCCUCCAGGAAAGAAGUUCUAUUGCAGAGCUGGAGGUCAGAUCCCAGCAGGAAACUGAAGAGAGUCGAGUCAAAGAGGUUCAGGAGAAGCUGGAGCAGGAGAUCACUGAGCUGAAGAGGGAAGACGCUGAGCUGAAGCAGCUCUCAGACACAGAGGAUCACAACCAGUUUCUACACAACCACCCCUCACUGUCACCACUGAGUCAAUCUACAUACUCAAACAGCAUCAAUAUUCGUCCUCCGCGGAUCUUUGAGGACAUGAACGCAGCUGUGACAGAGCUCAGAAAGAAACUAGAGGACAUUCUGAGAGAGACAACGACAUACAUGACGCUGACAGUGAAAGAAGUGGAUGUUUUACUGCCACAACCGGGACCAAAGACCAGAGAUGAAUUCUUGAAGUAUUCAUGUAUAAUCACACUGGAUCCAAACACAGUACACAGACGUCUGGUACUGUCUGAGAAGAACAGAAAAGUAUCAUCAGUAAAAAAAAUACAGCCUUAUCCUGAUCAUCCAGAAAGAUUCACUGAUUGUCGUCAGGUCCUGAGUACAGAGAGUCUGACUCAACGUUGUUACUGGGAGGUGGAGAGGAAAGGGAUUGUUGGUGUAGCAGUUGCAUAUGAGAAUGUCAGCAGAACAGGGAAAGAAAGUGAAUUUGGACGUAAUGACAAAUCUUGGGCAUUAUAUUGUACCGCAGAUAAUUCUACAUUUGUGUACAACAACGUCCAAACUCUCUUCUCUAGUCCUCGUUCCUCCAGAGUAGGAGUGUACCUGGAUCACGGAGGAGGUAUUCUGUCCUUCUACAACGUCUCUAAAACCAUGACUCUCCUCCACAGAGUCCAGACCACAUUCACUCAGCCGCUCCAUGCUGGACUUUAUAUUUGGGAAUCAAAAGCUGAGUUCACUAAAGUGAAGUAGACAGAGGUAACUUCAGGACCAGAGAGUUAAAUCCUGUGUUUGUCUUCAUCAACUUGUUUUCUCUCCAUGUUUGUUGCUGAGAGUUCAUUGUUGUGGUGUUUCUGCUCAGAGAUCAGGUGUCAGUCAAACAUUGUGGCUUCUACCUUGACAUGUUUCAUAGUUGUUCUCUGGAUGUUUCAUCACUUCCUUUAGGUGGAGCUCUUUCCUGUGUCUGUUUAGCCAUGGAGGAUAUCACUGCUCAUGAUGACUUUUAUUUCCAUGACAAUCUUAACUAUCUAAUCUCAGGGCUCUAAAUGUCUCCGAGAAGUUUACAUGUCCAAAAUUUUGGACAUGUCUUUUCAUUCAAUUCAAUGAGAAGGUUUGUCCAAACUUUUGACUGGUAGUGUAUUUGUGUUAUUGUUGUUUCUCUUCUACUUCAUAGCAGAGAAAUCAGCAGACCUUCCUUCAUGUUCCUUUAUCUCUGAUAUGUUGUUGCUCACUCUGUUAACGUACAGUAUAUUCACAUUUAUUCAUUUGCAGUAGCUGCGGUAAAUUUUUGGCUCAUUUACAAUAACUCUGUUGACACACUUUUAUGAUUCACUAAGGGGCAUUGAUAAGAUUUUACUUACAUGGAUGCCGUUAUCGAUCCGAUUCUUUAUCAAUUCCCUUAUCAGUUUCUGUGAUUUUUAGUUUUAGAAAAAGUUGGCCACAUUUACACGAAUAGGAUUUUAGUGCGAAAGUGCAUAAGUCUUGCACGUUUUGGCCGACUAUCAUGACUGGAACCACCUUUUUGAACCCAGGUCCCGGGGUGAAAAAGACAAAUGCGAGCCUGCCAGAAUAUCACAAUCAGAAGACACUGACCUUUGUAAAAACGAUUGAUUGUGUGAAGUUAGUGGCCGGGAUUCAGAUGUUGCAAGUUGAUUCAACUAAAGUUGCGGCUGUUGUUUGAUCUUUUUCCUUUCACCUCCCGACUGACUUGCACAUUUUUAUUGUACACUACUCAUGUUUAUCAUACCUGUCUGGUACAAGCUGUUGAAACAAGUUGUACAUGUUUACUUGUGCAAAUAACUUUCAUAAUUAAUUUAUAGUGUCAUUUAUAUUAAUUUGUCACAACAAUCAGGGCUGAUCAAAUCAUUUGGCCGGGACUUUAUGUAGUGAUAGAAGAGUAAAAGUCGUCAUUUACUUUAUCUGAUUCUGCUUUUGCAUGUGUUGUUAACCGCUCAGUGGUUUUGCAAAAUGUCUAUUUAGGACAUAGCCAAAGUAACUGAAUGCUGUUUGUGAACAUGUUGGAGCUCAUUCAUGGUCUUGGUCUCUUUUGAAAUUCAAGACUCUGAAGUCUCUAUCACAAAAUUCAGAAGUGGUAAUUUUCUUAUUUAAAAAUAAGAAGUUGUUGGGUUUGCCUGAAUUUUUUUGUUUUGAAAAAAUGUGUUGGUUUAACCCUAUAAUGACUUUUAUUAAUGAAAUCAGAAGAAAAUGACAUGCAGCUUUUACUCAGACACAACUUGUAUGUGACGUUUUGACUGAAUCAUGUGUUGCCUUUUAUUACUGUGAGAAGUAGUAUAAAUAUAAAAUAAAAUCUGUUCACCACAGACUGAGAGGACUGACAGUUAAUAUGUAACUGGUCAAACUGGACAAACUGACUUCUUAAAACUGGUCCGAACUGUAAGAAGGAAAAUGUUGAGAACUUCAGCUUUUAACUUCUUUGUAGUUUGUGCUGUUUUUAUGUCUGUAGCGUUAAUAAAACUUCAUUGAUUUGUGUA